This is a messenger RNA of Didymodactylos carnosus, 225 nucleotides long. The record is from the annotation of a GenBank genome assembly. Lineage: Eukaryota; Metazoa; Rotifera; Eurotatoria; Philodinida; Philodinidae.
AUGGUUGCAUUAGCUGAUACAACAACGGAUGAAAUAUUAAAUGAUAUUUUAUGUUACGAAGAAGAUGAUAACUACAAAGAAAUGAAAGAACAAUGGUUUUUCAAUGAUACCAAUGUGUAUAAAAUAAAACUUGGGGUUUCACGGGAAACUGAUAGAAUCUUAAAAUUAUUAACAGAUAAACGAACGGCAAUUGCAUCGACCAUUGUCGUAUUUAUUGUUAUUUGA